AAGAUGGCCGGUGACGACAUUACCUUCAUCUUCCAGUUUGGGAAUCUGCGCGACAUCACCACGGUCGAGUCGAGCGCCCUCACGCUCAAAACACUCAAAGAGUUGGCCUGUGACUUCAUCAACAGUAAGAUCCCGGAGAAUGGUUUAAAUCGGCUCCCGGAACGAUUGCUGCUCUUCCGCCACGAUUACGAAUCGCACAACGUGCUGCAGAUGGUGACGUCCGCCUCCGACAUUGUCGACGAAACGUUGGUGGAGAUCGUGCUCACUGCCAACCAAUCGCUACUACCGCCCGCAAACACUGGGCCAGCCCUGCACCGGAACAAUGUACCGCUCGCGCACGAGGACAUACCGCUCGUGCGGCCCCACGCACUCAACGUACACUCCUACAAGGCGCCCACCUUCUGUGACUUUUGUGGCGAGAUGCUGUUCGGGCUGGUACGCCAGGGGCUGAAGUGUGACGGGUGUGGGCUCAACUAUCACAAGCGGUGUGCGAUCAAAGUGCCAAACAACUGCAGCCGGGUCGAGCAUACCGGUGUGCUGCAGCAGUCCCAGUCGCAGCAGAACCAGCAGCACAGCAACGGUAGCAACACAAGCGGCAGUGGCCGCCGGUCCGGUUCGGCCGGCGGUGGGCUACUGUCCUCGAUGACGGCGGCGGUCAUGCCGGCGCGCAGCCCGUCCGGCGGUUCCAGCAACUCGCUCGCGUCGGACGAAACGGCCGGCGCCGGAACAAUGCUGUCCACCACCAUACGCCAAAGUCGGUCGCCCUCGCUGACGAGCCGCGGAGCUGUCGGUGGGCACCCGAUCAAGAUCCCGCACAGUUUCUCCAUCCACACCUACACCCGCCCAACCGUGUGUCAGUACUGCAAGAAGCUGCUCCGGGGGCUGUUCAAGCAGGGCGUCCAGUGUCGCGACUGUCACUACAAUGCGCACAAGAAGUGCAUCGAAAAGGUACCGAAAGAUUGUACGGGUGAAAAUACGCAGCCGGUCGAUACGCACGACGAUCGUAGCCUGUCGAACGAUCGUGAGCUGCUGUACAAGGACGAUCCGGAAGAUGAGAGUGACUUCGAUGACAAUCCGUUCGGGCAGGCCACUAGACGGUCCGGAGGUGUUGGUGGCGCUGCAACGGGGUGUAGUACACCGGCAAAGGAAGGCACUGGCAAGCAGUCACCAUCCGGUGGGGAAGGUUCACCGGGGAAGAUGAACGGUGGCAAUACGGCGCCAGCCCCGGCCUACCAUCUGCUGGACGAUUCCGACGACAAUCGGCUGGAAGUGAUCUGUGAGCAAUCGCGCCAAUCGUCGAGCAAUUCGUCCUCCUCACCGAGCGCAAACAUUCCACUGAUGCGUAUCGUACAGUCGGUGAAGCAUACGAAGCGUCGGGACGGGCGCGCGAUGAAAGAGGGCUGGCUGGUGCACUUCACCAGCAAGGAGAAAACGAUUAAACGUCACUACUGGCGGCUCGACUCGAAGGCAAUCACGCUGUUUGUGUCGGAUCAGGGCAGCAAGUACUACAAGGAGAUACCGCUAAACGAGAUCGUGGCGGUGGAGGCGGCCCGGACACUGCAGGGCGAGGUGUUGCACUGCUUCGAGAUACGUACGGCAACGGUUGACUACUACGUCGGGCAGGACCCACUGUACAACAUGAAGCAUCACACGGAACCCGUACUGUCGUUACCACCACCGGACAGCGGUGUCGGUGCCUAUCUCGCCAAAAGCUGGGAAACAGCGAUCCGACAGGCACUGAUGCCGGUACAGACGGGAUCCGGUCGUACAGAGGCGCACGGUACGGGUGGUGGCCCUAGCGAACCGGAGGAGCGCGUUACCGACAUGAGCCAGCUGUAUCAAAUCUUCCCGGACGAGGUGCUCGGUUCGGGACAGUUCGGGAUCGUGUACGGGGGUGUGCAUCGGAAGACGCACCGGGCCGUUGCGAUCAAGGUGAUCGAUAAGCUGCGCUUCCCAACCAAGCAAGAGGCGCAGCUAAAGAAUGAGGUCGCGAUACUGCAGAACCUGUCCCAUGCGGGCGUUGUCAAUCUAGAGCGCAUGUUUGAAACACCGGAGCGAAUCUUCGUCGUGAUGGAGAAGCUGAAGGGUGACAUGCUGGAGAUGAUACUGUCGCAUCAGAACGGUCGGCUGAACGAGCGCGUUACAAAGUUUCUUAUCACGCAGAUUCUCGUGGCGCUCAAGUACCUGCACAGCCGUAACAUCGUACAUUGUGACCUAAAACCGGAGAACGUGCUGUUGUCGUCGGAUAACGAGUUUCCGCAGGUGAAGUUGUGCGAUUUCGGAUUCGCUCGCAUCAUCGGGGAGAAAUCUUUCCGUCGUUCGGUCGUCGGUACGCCUGCUUACUUGGCACCAGAAGUACUGCGCAACAAAGGCUACAACCGAUCGCUGGACAUGUGGAGCGUGGGAGUUAUCAUCUACGUUAGCCUCAGCGGUACCUUCCCCUUCAACGAGGAUGAGGAUAUUAACGAUCAGAUACAGAACGCCGCCUUCAUGUACCCGCCCAACCCGUGGAAGGAGAUCUCCUCCGAUGCGAUCGAUCUGAUCAACAACCUGCUGCAAGUGAAGCAGCGCAAACGAUUCACCGUCGACAAGAGCUUGCUGCACUGCUGGCUCCAGGAUCUGCAAACUUGGAACGAUCUGCGCGCGCUCGAAUCGCAGGUUGGCCUACGCUACUUAACGCACGAGUCGGACGAUGCACGAUGGGCUGUGACGGCUGGCAGCACUGGCGGUGGUCCAUGACCCGUCGCCACCGACGGCCCAACCGGGGGACGGCUGCCCUCGCUACCCUUCAUCCAGGAGUCGUCAACACCGCCCGCAGAUGAGCCAGCGACCUCCACUGCAGCCCCAUCCAUCUCCCGGCUCGCGUCCGAGUACUGUGCC
Molecule: messenger RNA, 2880 nt
Organism: Anopheles maculipalpis
Lineage: Eukaryota; Metazoa; Arthropoda; Insecta; Diptera; Culicidae
Gene: PKD
Product: serine/threonine-protein kinase D3
Exons: 7
Coding region: 4-2739 (911 amino acids)
Biological process (GO): protein phosphorylation
Molecular function (GO): ATP binding; protein serine/threonine kinase activity
Source: RefSeq, a predicted model, not a curated record